GCCAAUCAGGAUCGGCGUCAGCGCAAGAGCUAAAGGGACGGUUUAAACGCAGAAUAUUGUAUUAAACAUCACUAAUCCGUGAGAGCGGGCGGCGCGGUGUAACGGGAGGGAUUCCCGCACCUCAUACAUACGGUUUAUAUACAGUUUCUAUACGGUUCAUAGACGCUCGGAGUGAGGGACGCGGCGCAUCACGUGUGCAUGACGUCCCCGGAGGCCGAAGCGCCGCUUGGACCCAACAGCGACCCGUACCCAGACCUUACACAGAUGGCGCUCGAUUGUUCCUGCCUGCGGGCGGCGGGUGAAUAACUCGGGCUGCGGUUGGUCGGGGCUGUGCGGAUAGGCGGCCGUUGUACAUCUCGGUUUAUCUGGCUGCUCCGGGGCGAAGGGCCGGGCCCCUGACAUGGCGGACGGAGGCCCCGGGAUGUGUUGGUACCUGAGGCGCUGCGGGAGGAGCGAGGAGUCGCUGCCAUUGCCUGACGGGGAGGAGGUCACUAUGGGCCGAGGCCUGGGGGUCACCUACCAACUGAAACCCACCCUGUGCCCCCUCAUGAUCUCCCGCACCCACUGUCUCUUCAAGCAGAACGUCCGGGGCGAGUGGACUGUGACUGAUAACAAGAGUCUGAAUGGGGUUUGGAGGAACAAGGAGAGACUGGAGCCCCACAAGGCCUACACCCUGAGCGAGGGGGCCCUCAUCCAACUGGGGGUGCCCCCACCCAACGCGGAAAGUGCUGAGUUUGAGUACAGGUUGGUCCGGGAGCAUCUGGACAAGGUGUCGGGCUCUGUAAUGCGGCCGCUGCCCGGCAAGGCCAAAGCCCCGAGGGCCAAGCGCAAAUUCACCGCGGAGGAGGCCGACGCCUCGGGAAAUGAGGGUCCGUCCAAGUUGUGCCGGGUCUCCAGGGGGGGCGAGGCCUCGACCAAAUCCUCCCGCCCCCCUCCCCUGGUCACGCAGCCUACGGUCAGGGCGGGGCCCACGCUCCCUGGGGUGGAGCCUGAACUCAAUGACUCUCUGGAUGCCGAUGCGGUGGCCCCCACCCAGCGCCAGUGCCGCAGCAGCCUGCAGCUCUCCCGGGUCCGGCAAACUAUGGAGGAGAUCCGCCGGCUGAAUGUGCAAGUGCAGGAGAAACAGAUGGAGGUGCAGGAGAGGCUGAACUGCCCCCCCGAGAGCCAGCGGGGCCCCAACUGUGUCCUUGCGGUGCAGAAGGAGCUGCAGGAGCUGCGCAACCAACUGAGCAAUGAGCAGGAGCAGCAUCUGCAGAGCGUGAAGGAACUCAAGCAGAUAUUCCAGCAGGAACAGCACAACAUGGGGGGUCGGAAGCGCGCGGAGGAGGAGGAGCAUUUGAAGGAGCAGUUGGCGCAGGCGCUGCAGGAGCACACGCAACUGAUGCAGGAACUGAACCGCAACAAGAAUGACUUCGAGCAGAUUAUUCAGGCGAAGAAUAAAGAACUGCAGGAAACCAAGGAGGAGAAGGAGAAGGUUCGGGCCCAGAAGGAGGAGGUACUGAACCAUAUGAACGACGUUCUGGAUAAUGAGCUUCAGUGCAUCAUCUGCUCGGAGCAUUUUAUUGAGGCGGUGACGUUGAACUGCGCCCACAGCUUCUGCUCCUACUGCAUCAAGUCAUGGCGGAAGCGCAAGGAGGAGUGUCCUAUCUGUCGCCAGGAGAUCCUGUCGGAGACGCGCUCCCUCGUGCUGGACAACUGCAUCGACAGUAUGGUGGCCAAGCUGAGCCCCGAGAUGAAGAACCGGCGGGCCGCCCUGAUAUUGGAGCGCAAAGGUGAGAGCAGAGAUGGUCCAAGUGGAGGAACCAAGCCCAAUUCUCGUGGGCAGUGACAGCAGUUCGUUCCACUUCUCCAGCAGCAGCUCCGACAGCGACGAGCUCUUUUGGUUGGUGAACGAUGAGGAAGAGGAAGAGGAGGAGGAGGAGUUCUACCAGGAGUCUCUGUUCGACUGCGGAACCGACGAUCUGGACUCCUCGGACUUUGAGUCUGACGAUGAUGACGAUGAGGAAGGCCACUUUUGAAUAUCAUGAAUGCGCUCCCCCCCCCCGGCCGUGGAGCAGCCAAUCACAGGCGUGGCCUGGAGCUGGGCCGGUACCGGACCGUUACACGCGUGACACAUACACUCUACAUGUACAGAUCUACUUUCCUUCGUGUAUUUAUUUCCUUUGCAUCAUGUGACACUGCAGCAACGAGGAUUCUGCCGCACCGGGGACUGGGUUUUUCUUUGUGUUUGGGGUGGUUCUGUUGGUUCUAUUGGGUCGGGGGCUGAGCAGUUAUUAAAGGCACUUUGGAUGCUGUGCG
Messenger RNA from Xenopus tropicalis (tropical clawed frog), 2298 nucleotides. It is a transcript of the gene rnf8, whose product is annotated as ring finger protein 8, E3 ubiquitin protein ligase. The transcript is spliced from 8 exons. NCBI's taxonomy places the organism in Eukaryota, Metazoa, Chordata, Amphibia, Anura, Pipidae. Gene Ontology annotation, cellular component: chromosome; ubiquitin ligase complex; nucleus. Gene Ontology annotation, molecular function: ubiquitin protein ligase activity; ubiquitin-protein transferase activity; ubiquitin binding. The record is from RefSeq and is a predicted model, not a curated record. Bases 401 to 1828 code for a protein of 475 amino acids. Gene Ontology annotation, biological process: positive regulation of DNA repair; response to ionizing radiation; DNA damage response.